AUGGUAGCUUGGACGCGUUUCAAGUUGCUUUUGGCCAUGGUCACCACUCUGGUGACCAUGGCUGCCGCUUCGGCUGAAUGCCAUGAUAUCGAGACGGUCUUUCUUCAGGACCCCUACACUGGGGAGCAGUACCAGUUUGGUGAAAUCAAUGUUUUGCCUCGCGCCUUGUUUGGUCGUGCUGUUCAAGCUUCCGAACUGAUCACUGUCACGGUCACCCAUACUACCUGCGGUCAUGCUGAACCAACCACAACUGUCACCACAGAUGUCCCUUGCACCACUGGUCAUUCUCUCACCACGGAGUCUACUACUCCAGUUCCGGUUCAGGUCACUACCUCCUCGACCCUGGUGCCUGUUACAACCCAGACUUCUGUGUCCAGCACCCCCGACGUGUCUUCUCAGUCGACUGCACCGGUUUCCUCCCAGACUCCGGUGCCUAUUGCCCCUACUCAAACUCCUGUGUCUAGCACUGCCAAGGUGACCACCCAGUUAUCUGUGCCUGCUGGCCCUCACAGUUCUGUCCCCAGCGCUACUGAGGCGACCACCAAGUCUUCUGUACCCGGAACUGCUCAGACCCCGGUGCCCAGCACUACUGAGGUGCGUACUGGAAGCAGCUCUGUGACCAGCAUUGGAUCCUCCACGGUUACUGCCACUUCCACUGAGUCGGUCUCUUCUUCUCGUCCUAAUGCUACCAGCGUGGCUCCUGUUCCUGCCACCACUGCUGAGGACCACACCACUUCCACGGUUUCUGCUAUUUCCCCCUCUGAGGCCUCUCCUGCUCCUGGUACCACCGAGGUUCCUGGAACUGCUUCCGAGAUAACUACCGGGUCUAUUACAUCUUCUCGUCCUACCAACGUGGUUCCUGUCCCUGGUACUACUGGAUCUGCUUACACAAACUCAACUGUUCCCCAGGCUCCUAGCACUGUGACUGAUGUGACCACUUAUUACACUACGUCUCCUUGCCUCAAUUCAACUGGACUGGCUCCUACUCCGGUGACCACUGAAAUCACUGUCACCGUUGAGGUUCCUUGCACCGAGACCACCAAGUGUGUCAGCACCAAGAUUCUUACCACCAGCACCCUGACUGUCUCGAACGCAACUGUUCCGGCUCUCACUCCAGCCACUACGACCACUGAGGUUCAGUCGACUGUUCCCGUUCCUGUCCCGGUUACCACUGAAGAGGUUACUGUCACGGUUGAGAUCCCUUGCACCGAGAGCACCAAAUGCAUCAGCACAAAGGUGUACACCACCACCCCUACGGAGACUACCACGAUCUCUGUGACUCCAGUCCCAGUCACAGUUCCUGGUACCCCUCCACAGGAGACCACCAAGGUCAUAACUACUGUGGUCCAGCCAACUGUUCCUGCUUCGGUUCCGCAGGCUCCUAGCCACGAGGUGACUAGCGAGAUUAAGCCAACUGAAUUGGUUCCACUUCCACCCGCCACUACUGUCGAGGCUACUACUUUGGUCAAGGUUCCUGCUCCUCCUGCUCAGCAGCCUACCACUCAUGAGACCACCGAGACUCAGCCAAUCGUGGUGGCCCCAACCACUCUGGCUACUACUACAGAGUCCAAGGUCUCAGUUGUGCCUCCUCAGGAGCCUACUCACACCCAGGAGGAUACCGUCCCGCCAUCUCCUCAUGGUACUUCUCCAAGCGGCACUCACGCCCCUUCUCCUGUUUUCAACGGUGCCAAUACCGCUGGAAUCAUGGACAGCCGCCUCUUUACCAUGAGCAUUGUGGUUGUGCUGUCUCACGCCUUUCACUUGAUUCUGUGA
Messenger RNA from Penicillium egyptiacum, 1773 nucleotides. The record is from the annotation of a GenBank genome assembly. Lineage: Eukaryota; Fungi; Ascomycota; Eurotiomycetes; Eurotiales; Aspergillaceae.